Ambispora leptoticha is the source of this 1524-nucleotide messenger RNA. NCBI's taxonomy places the organism in Eukaryota, Fungi, Glomeromycota, Glomeromycetes, Archaeosporales, Ambisporaceae. The record is from the annotation of a GenBank genome assembly.
AUGGCAUUUACACAACUAUUUCAGCACAAAAAGAUACUCAAAUCGAUCGUAAAACCCUACUCGAUUCUCGCAUCAUUACAACUGAAGCACUUGGGAAAAAAUGUUUCAUUUUUCUCGACGCAUUGGCCGCGUGGGCUCAAAACUACACGCAUACUUUUCAAUCCCGCAUGUUGUAAUGAUAAUACGACCACGAUAGCUUCAGAAACUUCGAUUUGUCACCCAUUCACACUCCUAACGAAGUCACCCGAAUAUUGGAUAGAUGAAUUCAGACGAUGCAAAGAUUUCGAGCAGUUACAUUCGGCUGCUACUCGAUUUUUUUAUUAUAAAACGGAAUUCAAUAAGCAUAGUAAUGCUGCACUUGACUUGAAGGUUUAUAUUGCUGCAUUAAAUGUUUGUAGACGGCUUGUUCGAACCACGAACUCUAAAAAGAUAGCAAAGGGGGAAAAUAAAUCGUCAUUUCCUGUUUUAAACGAAACUAUGCAAAAAUUUUGGAUAGAUAUUCCAAAAAAAUCAUAUACCACUAAAGACAUACUAAAAUUAGCGCGUCGAUUCUUUGAUCACGUCAAUAUAAAUAGCAGAGAGCACCUUCUCUAUACACAUUACAUGGCAGUAUUAGCUUGCGCAGGGCACGUAAAUACGAUAUAUACUUUAUUAGAAGAUAUGCAAGAACAAGAUAUAAGACCUAAUUCAUAUGCUUAUAAACACUUUAUAAAUGCAUGUGUGAAUUCUGGUGAUUUGGAACGAGCAUUUAAUAUGAUCGAUACGCCUGCGGAGGUGGUUUCUUCUGCAGCAGCUACUGAAUCUGUUGGACACUAUUCUCACCAGCCUUCACUUUUCAAAUUUCUAUUAUCGCGUGAUUCUAACUGGGUAAAAGCUGCUACAACUCUGGGAUGGGGAUUAAUUUUUGGUAAAUGUAUUUUAUACUCUUCUUGUAUAACAGAUGAUGGAAUAUUCGACAAUGUUUUAUUGGAGGCAAAUAGUGAUCAAUUAGCGAUUUUGACAUUUGGAAUAUGCUCGUUAAUUGGAAUGAGAUAUUUUUCACUAAAUUUAAUCGGGGAUUCCAAAUCAUUAUCAUUGGUGCUUGAGGGUCGAUAUACCCCGGAGAACGUGGAGUAUCCUCGUCAUUUUUUAAACACAUCAUCAACAAAUUCAGGAACAAAUACUGGUGCACUAUCAUCGUCAAAAAAUUUGAAUUCGGAUUAUUUAUACCCCGAGAAAUUACGACGAAACUUAUAUUGUACCAUGAUAAAUAGUCUACUAAAAAAUCGCCAAUUAGACGAUGCAUUGCAAGUGUUCUCACGAAUGAUCGAAAAGAAAUUACCAUUAGAUUAUGUUAAUUACAAAAAGUUCAUUGAAUCAUUAUGUCAAGCAGAAAGACUACACGAUGCAGUUGAGGUGACUUUAUAUGCAAAAUGUCAAGGAAAACAAUUAUCCCCUAGUAAUGAACUCUUGCCUAUAAUUCAAACAUAUCAAAGGAAAAAUGAUAACGAGGGAUUAGAAAGGUUUUAUAAUAUCGUAAUGUAA